AUGUCGGCUGCGAUCUCUUCAGUCGUCAACCCUCAGAGCCAAAGUGCUCGUCAAUCGGCACGCCAGACACGAACGAAUCCAUCGCGAACCUCCAAGACUCUUGGCCGCUCCUCGUUUGCGUACGGUCAUGGCUCGAUGAGUGACGCUCCUCCGACGCCCACCAUUCCACACGGGUUUUAUCCUGCUCUCACCCAUUUCACCGACGCCAUCACGGCGCUCCCGCGAGAAUUCCGGCGUCAUAAUUCGUUGCUGAAAGAGGUGGAUGCGAAGGCAUGGGCUCUAGAAGAGAAUCUUCUGCAGCUGCUCAAGGUCUCUUCGGAGUCCCAGGCUGUGCAGCAUCCUCCCAAUCCGGCGCCUAUCGUCGCGGGUGUGAUCCGCGAGGAUGUUAUGCGUCAGGAUCCCUCGCAACCACCUGAGUCGCCGGAAAGCAAAAAUCGUCGUCUCCUUUUUGAUCGCGUACGACACACCCUUUCGGACCUGAUGAUGACCGCAGAUGAAAAGAACCAUGUGAUUUCCAACGCCAACGACGAGCUGGAUCGUCAGGUCGCGCGUCUUGACACAGUCUUCCCGUUCAUCGCGGGUGAGAUCAGCGAUGAGUCUCGCCUGGGCAGCCUCACCCACUGGGCCUACUCGAAUCGCAAUACCGCUACAAAGACCACUACCAAUGAACGUCCUCGUCGCGAAGUAGCGGCAGCUAAAGAAUUGGCGGAGGCAGAAGCUUUCUCCCGGAGUGAGGCAAGACGGGAAGCAGUCCUGGCACGCAAGCAUCGCCGCGGUCACGCGGAUUCUGAGUUUGAUGACACCCGUUCUGGUUCUCGCAAGGGACAUAGUAGCAAGGCGCGAAGUGGCGCUGCGACAGGGGAGCAUGCGGCAGAUAAUGCGGUCUCCGGUAGUACGGCGACCACGAAGCGUCGGAAGGUUGAACGGCCAACACCUGCAGAAUCCAGUACUCCAAUGGAACGAACGGCGAGCGGUGCCGGUAGCACUGCUGGGCGAGCCGGUUCUAAGGACGCUCAAGAUCUUGCCAAGAAGAGAUCGCGAGCUCCUAACUCAGGUACGGCCGCAGCACGCAAGAGGAACACUACUGGUAUCACCGCGGCCGAAUCUCCUAUAUUAGAACCACCCCCCGUCAUCGGGACCUUCAAUGCGCCACGAAAGACGAGUCCUGUAUCUACUACGAGUCGACCACAAUCCUCACGUGCACCACAAAACGGUGCGCAGUCUGUCAAUGGACGGAAUAGACCAUCAUCUGCCACAUCAAACCGUGUGACUGACAGUACGUUCCCUGGACCUGGACCAACCCUGGAACUUGCCCUUUCUAACGCGGGCCUCGCCGUAGAUAAAGGCAUCGAAGCCAAACCAAGCUCCAGGGAUACACCUGCCAAGAUGGAUCCUGUUGUUCCUGGACUUGUUGGUGCGGAUGUACAACGCAGAGAGACAGAGUGUGACGCGGGCAAUGGCACUACGUCCAGGAUGCCAGUAUCAGGUACCAAGCGCGAGGACUCAGACAGGCCUGCGGAAUCAGUGGAAACAGGCGAGUCGCCAGCUCCGCCCCAGUCCAACUCCGGAUCCAAAGGCCGAUCCUCCAAAACAUCAACCCCUGUCCUCCAAUCCUACGAACCCGCACAACCACGCGUACGACCUACUCGAAGUACAAACCCUGCACCCACUACUUCCGCCAAACGGUCCCACAAGAAGAACGGGGGCGCAGCAGUUGUACCGCCUCCGCCAUCUGAGGAAGAAGAAUCGAUGCACGAGGGCGACGAUGAAGACGAAGAAGGCGAGCCGCGGUAUUGCUACUGUAACGAAGUUAGCUUUGGAGAGAUGGUUGCGUGCGAUAAUGAUGCUUGUCCGCGGGAGUGGUUCCAUUUGUCGUGUGUUGGGAUGACAAAGCCUCCUGGGAAGAACGUCAAAUGGUACUGCAACGAAUGCAAGGAUAGCAUGCGGCGGAGUCGGAGCGGGAGGUAG
Molecule: messenger RNA, 1968 nt
Organism: Aspergillus chevalieri
Lineage: Eukaryota; Fungi; Ascomycota; Eurotiomycetes; Eurotiales; Aspergillaceae
Product: putative PHD finger domain protein (Ing1)
Exons: 4
Coding region: 1-1968 (655 amino acids)
Biological process (GO): regulation of DNA-templated transcription
Cellular component (GO): Rpd3L complex; Rpd3L-Expanded complex; nucleus
Source: RefSeq, a predicted model, not a curated record